This is a messenger RNA of Selaginella moellendorffii, 1779 nucleotides long. Its product is annotated as pentatricopeptide repeat-containing protein At2g35030, mitochondrial-like. The record is from RefSeq and is a predicted model, not a curated record. The transcript has a single exon. Gene Ontology annotation, molecular function: protein binding. Bases 1 to 1779 code for a protein of 592 amino acids. NCBI's taxonomy places the organism in Eukaryota, Viridiplantae, Streptophyta, Lycopodiopsida, Selaginellales, Selaginellaceae.
AUGCUGGACGCCGUGUAUGACCGCAACCGGUUGAUCCGGGCGCUGGGAAUCGGCGGCCGCGUCGACCAUGCGCGCCACGUGUUCGAUGGGAUCGCGCGCAAGGACGCGUACUCGUGGGUGAAUAUGCUCUGCGCAUAUGCCCAGAAUGGGUAUCUGGAGGAGUCCAAGAGGCUCUUUGAUUCCAUGCCGGAGCACAAUGUGGUGACGUGGACGGCAAUGGUGUCGGCGUACGGCAGGCACGGAAAUGUGGUCCAAGCCAAAGACGUGUUUGAUUCCAUGCCGGAGAGGAAUCUUCUCUCGUGGACGGCCAUGGUGGUGGCAUAUUCCCAGAACGGGCAUAUUCCCGCAGCACAACUCGUGUUUGAUUCCAUGCCCGAGCGGAAUUUGGUAUCUUGGUCUGCCAUGUUGGAUGCAUAUUCGCAGGCAGGAGACUGCGUUCGGGCAAAGAUCCUCUUUGAUAGAAUGAAGGAGAGGAAUCUCUAUGGAUGGACUUCCCUUGUGUCGGCAUAUGCCAAGGCCGGACGUACGGAAGAGGCAUUACGAAUAUUCCUGAGGAUGCCCGAGUGGAGCCCUGUCUCAUGCAAUGCUAUGAUCGCUGCCUUCUCCGUGAACGGCCAGUUAAGCCAAGCAAAGCAUCUCUUUGAUAGAAUGGCAGAAUGGGACCUUUCAUCGCUAAACGCAAUGCUUUCGGCAUAUGCCCAAAGCAGUCAUCUGGAAGAUGCUCUGGUAUUCUACGAGAAAAUGCCAUUGCGCAACAAUGUUGCAGACACCGCAAUCUUGGGAGUCUACGGAAAAGUAGGAAAGAUCGAGGAGGCCGAAAGGAUAUUUUACGCAAUGGAGCGUCACGAUGUAAUCGCGUGGACGGCCAUGAUAACAGCAUAUGCCGAGAACGAGCAUCUUGUUAUGGCGAAGAAAGUAUUUGAUUCCAUGAAAGAGAGAAACUUGAUUUCGUGGAAUGCUAUCCUAGCUGCGUUUGUUCACUCCAAAGACAUUGAUAAAGCCAAAUAUUUGUUUGAUCAAAUGCUAGAAUGGGACACAGUAUCGUAUACUCUGAUGCUCCACGCAUAUGCCCAAGUUGGGCAUCUUGACUUCGCCCAGGAGAUCUUCCACUCGAUGCCUCACCGCGACAUCGUCUCCACCUCGGCCAUGAUCCACGCUCUCUCUCGCAAUGGCGAGCUCCAAAAAUCUCGCUCCAUGUUUGAUUCAAUGCCUGAAAAGAGCUACGCUGCAUGGAGCUCGAUCCUCUCCGCCUACGCUCAAAACGGCCACACCCGCGAAGCCAAGCUCCUCUUCGACCGGAUGUUCCACAGGGACGCGCUGGCCGCGAACUCAAUCCUCGCGGCACUCGCCCAAAACGCCGAUCCCGAGCUCGCGAUCCACUUCUUCCAGAUCGCCAUCGCCUGCGACGAGAUCCUGCCGAGCCCGGUAUCCUUUUGCUCCAUCCUCGUCGCGCUUAGCCAUGCCGGCGACGUCGAUCGCGGGGUUGCGUGCUUCGCGUCCAUGGUCGUGGAUUUUGGCUUGGCAGCGAUCAAGCAGCACUACAGCGCCAUGAUCGAUCUGCUGGGACGAGCGGGAUACUUGGUCGAGGCGGAGGAGCUCAUCACCUCCAUGCCAUUCGUCGGCGAUGCUAGCGAUUGGAAAUCCUUGCUGGGAGCUUGCUCCAGCUUCACGGAUCCUCGCCGGGGGGCUGUGGCGACGAGGCGCGCAGUUGGAUUGGAACCCACAAGCGCGGCACCUUACGUUGUUCUUGCCAAUAUAACCAGCACACGAAGAGCUUAG